AUGAUGAAGACCAAUAAAACCCAAGAUUUUUGGGGAAAUAAUAAUGAAGUUUACAGGAAAAUUAUUAUAUCUGGCCCACCAAGUACAUCAGUUAAGGAGAUUGUUACUAGGCUAAAUGAUUUGUCCCCCCUCAGAAAUGCAACUGAGAUAUUGGAUAAUGGUUGUGGUACAGGAUUAGGAAUGCGAUACUUGAUUGAUCACUAUGAAAAAGAACUUCCAGAUUCGGUUAGGCUUGUUGCUAGUGACAUGAGUGGAGGCAUGAUACAAUUAGUUAAGGAGCAUAAAGAAAAGAACAAAUCUAACAAAUUUUGGAGAAGGUUGGAAACAGGUUUAUGGAAAGUAGAAGAUAUGUCCGUUGUAGAGGACGAUUCUUUUAGCCAUAUCAUAGCAUCUUUGGUCAUGUUUUUUCCGCCUGAUGCUAAACAUGCUUUGAAGGAAUCUUAUAGGGUAUUAAGACCAGAUGGAGUUAUUGGAAUGUCGUCCUUUAAAGGAAAUGGUUGGUGGGAGUUAGUUGAUAUUGGAAGAAAAGCAAAAGAGGGCGCACCACAUAGAAAACCACUUCCUGAAAAUUGGUCAUCGAGGGAUUUGAUUGAAUCAAAUCUCAAAUCAGUUGGAUUUAGAGAUAUAAAGAUCGCAGAAAUCGACUCUAUUCUUGAAGUAAAAGAUGUUAAAAAAUUGGCUGAGUUCUUGGUGAAAUCUGGUAAUCCAAGGACCGCCUACAUAUUUGAGGAUUUUACGGAUAGUGAGAAGAAAAUUGCCUGCGAUCUCAUCAUCAAACAUGUGGAAGAAACUAAGAAAAUACCAGCAGAAUUCAAAUCAACUCUGCUAGUGUCUGUUGCUAAGAAGUAG
This is a messenger RNA of Saccharomyces mikatae IFO 1815, 849 nucleotides long. RefSeq names its product class I SAM-dependent methyltransferase. Bases 1 to 849 code for a protein of 282 amino acids. The transcript has a single exon. The record is from RefSeq and is a predicted model, not a curated record. Lineage: Eukaryota; Fungi; Ascomycota; Saccharomycetes; Saccharomycetales; Saccharomycetaceae. Gene Ontology annotation, molecular function: methyltransferase activity.